UGACAAAAUGGCUGCUUCCGGUAUCGACUCUGCUCGUCUCAAAGGAGCAGUUCCAUAAUCAAGGAAAGCAGGAAUAGUGUAAUAAUGAUAAUCGGGAGCUAAUCGUGUAGCCCGGGGGUGCAUCUGUCGUGUGUGUACGUGUGUGUGUUUGUUGUGCUAUUUUUCUAUCCCUGGUGUUAUUUUUCGCUGCAGGUUGAAAAAGAAGGAAAAUAUUGAAAAUACCUAGCCGCUUAAAAAAAUCUCCCGCAUUUAUCACCAUCGGAUCCGAGAAAAUGUCGUCCUACAUUCAAGUCGCUGAAGAUGAGGGCGAGGAACCGAUAGAAUUGCCCACCGAGGACGACAGCACCUUAUUACUCACAACAUUAUCAGCUCAGUUCCCAGGAACUUGUGGCCUAAAAUACCGAAAUCCAGAAUCCAGGGCUAUGCGUGGCGUUAGGUUGUCCGAAGGUCGUUUACACCCGCCUGAAAAUGGAUGGGGCAAAGCUGUUUAUUUUUGCGUAUUUCCAAAAGAGAAUAAGCGCAAGUCAGAUGACAACUUGGAAAAUUCAACGGCGAAGACAAAACGCAUGGAAACGAAGCUUCGUUGUACCGAUCUUAUAGUUCUUGGUCUCCCAUGGAAAACGACUGAACAAAAUCUUCGGGAAUAUUUUGAAACUUUUGGCGAAGUUCUAAUGGCUCAAGUGAAAAAGGACGCAAAAUCUGGGCAGAGCAAGGGGUUUGGCUUCAUUAGAUUUGGUAGCUAUGAAUCGCAGCUGAGGUGCCUCGCUCAACGGCAUAUGAUUGAUGGAAGAUGGUGCGACGUCAAGGUCCCAAAUAGCAAGGAGGGAAUGAUCCAACAAGUACCAUGCAAGGUAUUCGUGGGCCGUUGCACGGAGGAUUUAACAGCGGAUGACCUGCGUGAAUAUUUCUCCAAAUUUGGCGAAGUUACAGACGUAUUUAUACCGAAGCCCUUCCGUGCAUUUUCAUUUGUUACAUUCCUCGAUCCAGAGGUAGCGCAAUCUCUAUGUGGCGAGGAUCAUAUCAUAAAGGGUGUAUCGGUCCACGUUUCAAACGCAGCACCAAAGUCUGAAAGCAAUAAUAGAAAUUUUAAUAACCAAAUGAAUUCAAAUAUGAGAAACAGAGGAGGAGGCGGAGGCGGUGGUGGUGGCGGCGGAGGUGGUGGUAGCGGAGGAGGUGGUGGAGGAAUGCAGGCUGGUCCAAUCGAUGGGAAUAUGCAAGGAAAUUAUCAAGGGAAUCGUUACAUGGGCCACUCUGGCAAUAAUAUGGGACCUAAUGGAUGGAGUAACCCUGGCAACCGAGGGAAUUUGGAUAUGCCUAACUUACAGGCAUUGGGCAUAACCGGUCAGAACAAUGGAGGUGGUGGCGGAGGUGGCGGUGGGAUGUCAAAUCCCCUGACAGUGAAUGGCUUGAAUCUUUCCGCUCUUCCGAUGAAUCCCGCAUUGGUAGCUGCUGCAUUGAAUCAGGCCUCCUGGGGUCUGAUAGGAAAUUUACAAAACCAGGGAAAUGAUCAGGGCUAUUCUAACCAGCCAGGACCACCAGGACAGCCACCUUCAGGUAAUAAUACUUUGGGAAAUUCUGGUAAUUCCGGUUUUUUAAGCUGGAUGAACCAGGGUGGAGGAGGUGGCGGAGGAGCAGGUAGUGGAGCAGGUGAUGGAAAUACUGGAAACCCUGCAACAGGAGGUGGCGGUCCUGGACCAAAUAAUCCCAACGCAUCGCAAGGCGCUUGGCAAAAUCAUCCAGGACAGCGGGAUCAAAAGUCAAAUACUUUUCUCAAGUACGAGUAGUGAUUUUUACACAAGUAAGAAAAUGUUUUCCUAUGCAUGAUAAGGGAGUUUGGAAGAUUCGAGGUUCUCAAUGUGAUUGAACAAUGUCAAAUGAGGGUGGAUAGGUAAGCUUGGAUCAGGAUUAAAUAUAUUAGCUUUUUUUUGUUUGUCGGUGCAAAAUUUUUUAAGAUUCAGACGGUUUUUGGGAAGUGUACUUUUCCAAUGGGUCGAAAUGAGUUUAGUUGCAGCGGAUACAAGCAUUUUAUUUGAACGGCUGCCCUCUCCUUUGUAAAGUAUUAGGAUUUAAAAUCUCAGCUACUUCCUAAUAAAGAAUUAAGUAAAUGCGAUCGGAGACAAAGUAUAAUGUAAUAAAUAGAGUGAAUAUAUUGUGUGUGGAUAUACUAGGGAUGUUGAUUUAAUCCCUUGAUAUAAUAUAUAUUUAUAUAUAUAUUAUAGAUAUACAUAUAGAUAUAUAUAUCUAUAUCCGACAAGAUGAAUCUUGAUCGUUGGACUUGUUGAUUUACACAAUUUCAUUUGUAAACACGACGAGCAUCUUGACUUUGAAAUUACUCGAUUACGACAAAAUGGACAUCCACUGCCCAAAAAAUAUUUUUGUAGUAUUCAUUAUUUCAAAAAUGACGAACAAAUUUUUAUCAGAACAUGAAUACACACCAGAAACUAUCAAUAAGUAAUAAUGAGGUAUUCUCAUUGUUUUACUUCUUUUUUUUUUCUCAUUCAGCACGUCGUGUUAAUGUAUGAACGAAGAAAAAAAACAUUGAGAAUAACAGUAACAACUGAAAAAUAAUUAAAUGUAAAUUAAGAAGAUGCUAUAAAUAUACAUACUACAUUGCGUAAAAGAAAGUUUUAGCGUUAUUAGGAUAUUUACAGCGAUAACAUUGAUUACUUAUAAUAAAAAUUAAUGAUAAUAAUAAUGGUAAUGCUAAUAAUAAUGGUAAUGACAAUGACAACGAUAAAACAGAUUUGCUUGUGCUCAUGCGAGAAUGAAUAUCAGGAAAGAGUAUCGUUCAAUGUUACCACUUGAGAAUUGCUAUGAGUAUGGAAAGAGAAGUCAGAAUGAUUGAUCGGAAGGAUAAAUUAGAUAUUGAAGUGGAAUGAUUAAUGUUAGAAACAAUGAUGAUGAAUUCAUACAGAGAUAAACUCUUACAUACAAAAAUAUGUGACAACAAGAGUUUAUUAUACUGCAAAUAAAAAUCUGGUCGAUUUCAACUAGUUUGUUGAAAUCAUAACAACGUUAUGAUUUCGCACGGUAAAAAUGUCAUUUUAAUACAUACAUAGAAUUGUAUGUGAAUGUGGCAUAAAUAUAGAUAUUUACUUGUGUGUCUUCAAAAUGUUGUAUAAAACAUAACACCGGCAAGUGAAUCGAUCAUUAAUUGAGUUCGAAUUUAAUUUUGACCACAAUCACAGUGCUGCAGUAAAGUACUUGCUUUGAUUUGUUGAUAAUAAUGAUGAAAGAAAAAGAUAAAACAAAGAAAAGAGAAACGGAGAAGAAUUUUUUUUAAUAUACCUAUAUAUGCAUGCAUAUUACACUGCAUUAAAUUAGUUUGGCUAAUUGUUGAAUAAUAUUGAUAUUUACGUUGCUCGUGUUAUAAUCAUAAUUACUAUUAUCAUCAUUAUUACGUUUGCCAUCAUCAUUGACAAUAUAAUUUUUAUUAUUUGUUCUAUUAAUAAUAUCGUCAUUAUCAUCAUCGUCAUUAUUAUUAUCAUCAUUAUCAUUGUAAUUAUUAAUAUCGUCAUCGCAUCGUUGUUCUAAUUAUUAUCAUUAUUAUUGUUAUUAUUGUGACUUGAUAUGGAAAAAAUAGAAGUAUAAUAUUUCCAACUUUACCAAUAAUUAAGAAAUCAAAUGGAUAAAAUGAUUAGCUACUACUGCAGUUGUGAAAGAGUUUAUCGGAAUGAAGCGAAUUAUGAUGAUAGUAACUUAACGUACGAUUGUCUGUACAAGAUAUUUUAUGUGUGACGACAUCGUCGUGAUCAUACCAUCAUAGUGAACGAAUAAUCGUCAUCAAGAUAUUAUUUGCAUGACUAUCUUAAAGAGAACAAAAAAAAGCAACAACCCAUCGCGCGUCAUGUAAAUAUUAAAAGAAAAGGGAAUACUUGUGUGUGAGAUAGAUCGUAAAUGAGUAAUAAAGUUAAUAAAUUAAUAAAGUUAAAAAAUAAAUAAAUAACGUAAUGAAUCGACGCGUGUUAAUGAAAGAAAGAAGCGUGCGGUGGGUGUGCGAAGAGUGGUUGAAAAACAAAAAUAAUUCAAUAUUAAGAAUAUAUAUGAUUUAUAGGGUUAUUAUAUUAUAACAAUUUAAAUAAUAAAGUAAUGUGAGAACUGA
Messenger RNA from Athalia rosae (coleseed sawfly), 4102 nucleotides. RefSeq names its product TAR DNA-binding protein 43-like (gene TBPH). NCBI's taxonomy places the organism in Eukaryota, Metazoa, Arthropoda, Insecta, Hymenoptera, Athaliidae. The transcript is spliced from 4 exons. The record is from RefSeq and is a predicted model, not a curated record. The coding region runs from base 273 to 1784 and encodes 503 amino acids. Gene Ontology annotation, biological process: regulation of gene expression. Gene Ontology annotation, molecular function: RNA binding. Gene Ontology annotation, cellular component: nucleoplasm.